Messenger RNA from Lytechinus variegatus (green sea urchin), 2196 nucleotides. RefSeq names its product G protein-coupled receptor 137Ba-like. Gene Ontology annotation, biological process: positive regulation of TORC1 signaling. NCBI's taxonomy places the organism in Eukaryota, Metazoa, Echinodermata, Echinoidea, Temnopleuroida, Toxopneustidae. The coding region runs from base 162 to 1388 and encodes 408 amino acids. The transcript has 7 exons. Gene Ontology annotation, cellular component: lysosomal membrane. The record is from RefSeq and is a predicted model, not a curated record.
CUACGGUGAUCUUAUACUGUUGCAAGUCGCCAAGCUAAGUGGGCGUUUCACUGGGCAAGGUGUGAUGCCACAACUUCCCUUGGUGCUGAGAUGCUGAAUCUGGGACUUUGACUCAAAGUAUAUAGUACCCUCUGAGUCUGAAGAGGACGCAACAAGCCAAAAUGUCUCUCCCAAGCACUCUGGCCCCGCUCCCAACAAUGCCUCCCAUGCAGCCCAUCGUGUCGCCGCACGUGGAACGCGCCCUCGCCGUCACCUUCAUCGUUCUUUACGGGCUUCUCUUUCUCUUCAUCUACAUCCAGCUGUUCUUGAUCCUAUACUACGGGCACAAGCGCUUCAGUUAUCAGACCGUGUUUCUCUUUCUGUGCCUGUUCUGGUCGGCACUAAGGACUACCCUCUUUUCCUUUUACAUCAUCAAUGCAUCUGAGGUGAAUAUGCUUGCAUUCAUCGUCUACUGGCUUCUGCUUGGGUUUCCUGUGUGUCUCCAGUUCACUAGUCUCUGCUUGCUUAUCUUAUAUUUUGCCCAGGUGAUAUUAAAAGUGCGAGUGCGGUUCGAUCCCGACCAGUACCGGCGCUACAAGUGGCGCCUUCGACUGGCCAUAAUCAUCCUGCCCCUGGUGUUUACUCUGAUCAACCUGGUCUCCGGGAUCCUGAUCCGGGAGCUCGCAAGCCAGGAGGCCAAACACGACACCCUUACCACUAGGGUCAUCCUCAACGAGGGACUCUUCCUCCUUGCUGCCGUCUGGCUGUCCGUCUGCAUCUGGAAGAUAACGCACAUGACGUCAGCCAACGUGCUUCUCGAGGCAAGGGGGACGACAGUUGGUCAAGCCUGUGUUGCGUGUGUAGUUAUUAUCCUGCUGUAUGUCACCAGAACUGUGUACAAUGUCAUAGCCGUGUCUUGGGUCCAGUGCCCUUCUUUCGGAUACGACUGGAUCAACGUUUCCGAUCAGGCCGACCUAAUUCAGCUAAAAGGAAACCACUUUCUUGCAUUUGGCGUCGUCCUGUUUGUAUGGGAGUUCCUACCUACUUUCAUCCUCGUUGUUUUCUUUCGUGUCAAAAGAUUUGCUUCAACCGUGCAAAUCGUUCCAGAAGUGAAAUCCGGAAGCAAGACGCCAUCAAAAGCAUAUUUCUUUGACAAUCCAAACCGUUACAAUAGCGAUGAUGAUCUGUCCAGAACCGUUAGUACUACAGACAUGAGGCAUAAUUCACUGAAUGACAUCCCAUCGUUGUUAAACACACCGCAGAGUAUGCCCCAGGUUGGGUAUGGCGCCCUCUUUAAAAGCAGCAGUUAUUCAGGUCAACAUCAUCCGCUACCUGGCACCACACCUCCCCUCUUAUUCUCUGGCAAUGCAUCGUUAUCAGGUGGCCAUAGCAGUCAGAUCUAUGACUGACACAGAAAGACACAUGUGGGACUGAAGUGAAGGGUUUGCGGGACACCACAAAGGUAUUUUGGACAAUGUUUAGGAGAUAUGUAUCUAUGCUAAUUUAUCACAUUUGAAUAUUUUUGAUGAUGUAAUAUGAAACUAUUUAUGAACAAAAUAUGACAUAUCAAUGGCUCCACAGUACGACUGAAGUGUAAAUUAAAUGAUGAAUUGAAUUGAAUGUAAAUUUAGAAUUGGAAUUUGAACACAAAUGAAACAUUGUCUGUAAGUUUGCCAAGAUGAUGUGUUCAUUAGAUGUUAUGAUAAUUUUCCAUCUGCCUUGUAGAAAGCCAAUAUUUAUCCAUUCCUAAGUUUAUUUUCAUGUUUUUUGUGUAUCAAUUGGUAAUACUUGAUUUGAGAAAGUUUUCAGCACUUAAAUGUGAAUGGAACAUUGGAAUCUGAUAAUCAGAAUAUUUGAACAACACCUGAAGGGGCUUUCACAAUUGGUCAUGGACCGUUGCGACAAUCUGGUUAGAAAUUUAUCUUUUGUAUAUGAUCGCAAGUCGCUAAUAAUCGCACAACCAAUUGUGAAAGUCCCUUUCCCAUUUGCACUGGCAAAAUCACAAUGAUAUUAAAUAAGCCUAGCUUCUAGUUGGACACCAAAAUACAUUGUGCACUACCUUACUACGUUAUUAUAUUGUUUUUCUCAAUAUCGUUGUUUAAUUUUUGUGUUGAUAAUUCUGUUGCCAAAGAGUAAAUUACUGUUUAUUAAUGUGUGUAAUCAGACUUCAAAAGUCAAUAAAUUAUAUUCUAAAUCUUUGAGAUUGCUGCGUAUAAU